This is a messenger RNA of Blepharisma stoltei, 885 nucleotides long. Lineage: Eukaryota; Ciliophora; Heterotrichea; Heterotrichida; Blepharismidae. The record is from the annotation of a GenBank genome assembly.
AUGCAAGCUGACUCGUCUUUCUAUAAACUCGACAUUAUCCUCCCUACUGGCCAAUUAAGUGUUCAGUCCUUUCAAGGUGCAACCCCAACCCAAAAUAUUUCAACUCUCAUAUUUCAAAGGCUGAUACAAAUUUUCGAUUUUCCAUAUCUUCCAUUUCUCCUCACUCAAGACCUCUCCCAUCAUGUCUGUGCACUUCUCUACUUUUCUCAAGACGAAGAAGGUUCUCAGAGCUCUUUUUUCAUACUAGAACAGCUUUUGACCCAAGGACUCCCUUCAAGCAGUCCAAUCCUAAUGGUAGAGCUUGGAGAUCCAGCCAACCCCGACUUUGUUUAUUUAUUGGCCCAUAUCCAAGACAGACCUGGCUUGGGAUCAUUUUUCUAUGCUUCAAAACUCGCGAUUUUUAAAUUUACGUAUACAGAGCUCUUCGGAGAAGGGAUGGACUCCAUUGUAAACUACAUUAAAGCUGCAAAGAUCGCAAGGGAUGAAAUUUUUUCUCAAACACUGGCUUUGAAAGAAGCCAUUGAACAGAAAAACAAAGAAAAUGCUCAAUAUGCACAGCUGAGUGGGUGCUUGUUUGGAAAAUUAAAAUUGAUGAAAGAACAGCAUGAAAGUUCUUCAGAGCAAAUAAGGCAUUUAAAUUCGCAGCUGAAAAGCCAACGCAAAGCAGGCCAAGAUGAACUGGAUCAAGACUUAGAGUGCUUGCUUUGUAGGAAUUCUGUCAAAAAUAUUGUGUUUUUACCUUGUGGGCAUAUUGUUGCUUGCAAGGAAUGUGUGAUUGAUCAGAUGAAGAUACAAUUAAAUACACCAACUGGGCGUCGAGCACAAGGUGUUUUAUGUCCUUUAUGCAAAACAAAGAUAAGAGAAGCAAGAGAAGUUUACUUCUAA